Molecule: messenger RNA, 2026 nt
Organism: Anarrhichthys ocellatus (wolf-eel)
Lineage: Eukaryota; Metazoa; Chordata; Actinopteri; Perciformes; Anarhichadidae
Product: ras GTPase-activating-like protein IQGAP1
Exons: 11
Coding region: 68-1603 (511 amino acids)
Biological process (GO): regulation of GTPase activity; epidermal growth factor receptor signaling pathway; fibroblast migration
Cellular component (GO): cell cortex; nucleus
Molecular function (GO): GTPase activator activity; calmodulin binding; actin filament binding
Source: RefSeq, a predicted model, not a curated record
GGUUCCUGGUUUGCUCCAUCUCUUUGUCCACAGUAAGCUGCCCUACGACGUGACUCCAGAGCAGGCUAUGGCCCACGAGGAGGUGAGGACGAGACUAGAAGCCUCCAUCAAGAACAUGAAGACCAUCACUGACAAGUUCCUGUCCGCCAUCAUCGUCUCUGUGGAUAAAAUACCAUACGGGAUGCGUUUCGUCUCCAAAGUGCUGAAGGACACCCUCCAUGAGAAGUUCCCCGACGCUACAGAGGACGAGCUGCUCAAGAUUGUGGGGAACCUGCUGUAUUACCGCUACAUGAACCCGGCCAUCGUGGCGCCCGACGCCUUCGACAUCAUCGAGGUGUCGGCGGGCGGCCAGCUGACCACGGAGCAGCGGCGGAACCUGGGCUCCAUCGCCAAGAUGCUGCAGCACGCCGCCUCCAAUAAGAUGUUCCUGGGGGACAACGCCCAUCUCAAUCCCAUCAACGAAUAUCUCAGCGCCUCCUACCAGAAGUUCAGGCGUUUCUUUCUGUCGGCGUGCGACGUUCCCUCGCUUGAGGAUAAGUUCAAUGUGGAUCAGUACUCCGACUUGGUCACCGUCACCAAACCGGUCAUCUACAUCUCCAUUGGAGAGAUCAUCAACACCCACACGCUGCUGCUGGACCACCAGGACGCCAUCGCUCCGGAGCACAACGACCCCAUCCACGAGCUGCUGGAGGACCUGGGCGAGGUUCCCACCGUCGAGUCCCUCAUCGGUGAGAAUCCUCUUCCUCCCAACGACCCCAACAAAGAGCUGAUGGGGAAGACCGAGGUUUCUCUCACACUCACCAACAAGUUUGACCUCCCCGGCGAGGCCAAUGUCGAGAUGGACGCCCGCACGCUCCUGCUCAACACCAAGAGGCUCAUUGUGGACGUGAUCCGGUUCCAGCCUGGAGAGACUCUGACUGAGAUCCUGGACUCAUCACCUGCAACCGAACAGGAAGCAGAGUACCAGCGGGCCAUGCAGAGGAGGGCCAUCAGAGACGCCAAGACCCCAGAGAAGAUGAAGCAGGUGAAGCCGGUGGUGGACGACAGCCUGACGCUGCAGGGCAAGAAGGACAAGAUCAAGAGCAACCUGCAGCGGCUGGCCGAGCUGGGGAAGGUCCACCCCGAGAACCGCUACCAGGAUCUCAUCAACGACAUCGCCAAGGACAUCAGAAACCAGAGACGGUAUCGUCAGCGUCGGAAAGCUGAGCUGGUGAGGCUUCAGCAGACCAACGUCGCCCUGAAUUCAAAGACCAAUUUUUUCAAUGUUCAGAUUGACUCGUACAAUCAGUACAUCAAGACGUGCAUGGACAACCUGGCCAGCAAGGGCAAGUUGUCAAAGAAACUGGGCGACAACAAGGCCAAGAAGGGUAAGCAGGUUUCUCAGAAGUACACCGCCUCCCGCCUCCACGAGAAGGGCGUGCUGAUCGCGAUAGAGGAUCUGCAGCCCAACCAGUUCAAGAAUGCCAUUUUUGAGAUUUCUCCGUCGGAGACUGUCGGAGUGUUUGAGGUGAAGGCCAAGUUCAUGGGCGUGCACUUGGAGACAUUACAGUUAGAAUAUCAGGUAUUGUUUCUUUUUCAUAACUUUAUUUUUUUCCUUCACUAAAGUAAACUAGAGAUGUUCCGAUAAAAAAAUGAUUCCAAUACCUAAACGUGCAUCAGUAUAGAUCCGAUGUCAGUGCGCUAAACACAAAAAUAUGUAUAUUAUUAUGUUUUUACAGAUGUGUACAUCUGAAGCUGUAUGUCCAGACUCGGGUUAAACCCUGUUUAAAACACAAACAUACAGAAAAUGAAAGCUGCAGAACCAUAGAGAUAGUACAGCAGUCAACAUUCUCUUUCAAAUCAAUGUAUGAUAAUAGCUAACAAGUUAGCUAUUUAGCUAGCUAACUAGCAGGCAGCUAACUAGUUAGCUAGCUAGCUAUUUCCACCACGCUUUAAUGGUUACAGAGGGGCUGGUGUUCAGUAGCAGCGCUACGUCUAACGCCGUUUUCUCAGUUGCCAUCUUGGAUUAUGACUGUGGCCAUGUUGU